AUGGCAACGCCUCCAGGCAGUCGCUGCUUUGGUCAAACAAGUUUGCGACAAGAAACAAUCGGCUACGGACAUUGUGACUCGACUGGCUGCGUGGCUAUGGACGUGAAAGAAGACCUGGUAUCAGUUGCGCUCAAGCUGGCAAAGGCUGCCACUUACAUCCUCUUCAGCAUUUAUAAAGAGAUCGGCCCUGGGCAGCGCAUUGCCGUCAGUAAACUCGCCGCAGAACACUACAUCCAACACUCUCGCCCCUUCCGUCUUGCCAUCGAUAUCAGCAUCUGGCUCUUCCAGAUUCAAUCCGGCAAGGGUGGCACCAAUCCUGCUCUGAGGACUUUUUACUAUCGCCUCUUGCGCCUUCUCUCCCUCAACAUCCAUCCUCUCUUUGUCUUCGACGGUCCUAAUAAGCCCACAUGGAAACGAAACAAGAAGGUCGGCGGGCCCAACGUGAGAGUAUCCAGCGUGCCCGAGUUCCUGGCCAAGCAGCUUCUCAAGCACUUUGGCUUCCCUUUACACUAUGCGCCUGGUGAGGCCGAGGCAGAGUGUGCCCUUCUUCAACGAGAGGGCAUUGUCGAUGCCGUCCUCAGUGAAGAUGUGGACACCCUGAUGUUUGGAAGUGGCAUGACUUUACGAAGCUGGACACCGGAACAAAAGAGCAGCAAAAUACCCACCCAUGUGAACGUAUACCGAGCCGACGCCACCAAAGAGACCAGUGGUCUGGAUCGCAAUGGCAUGAUUCUUGUUGCCAUGAUGAGUGGAGGUGACUAUAUCACCGAAGGUAUUCCUGGAUGCGGUCCCAAGCUAGCCUGCGAGGCAGCAAGAGCUGGGUUUGGAGACGAACUGUGCAGCUUGGACAAGAAAGAUACUGAGGGCCUCAGUGCUUGGAGAGACAAGCUACGGCAUGAAAUACGAACCAACGAAAGCAAGCACUUCCGUCAGAAACGGCCUGGACUGACCAUCCCGGACACAUUUCCUGACCAAAAGGUCCUUAGCUAUUACACCCAUCCGUGUAUCUCGGCGCCCGACAAAAUCGCAAAGCUCAAGGAUACUCUUAAAUGGGACAUGCCGCUCGACUAUCCGAGUCUUCGAGACUUUGCCGCUGAUGCCUUUGACUGGCGGUGCAUUGGUGGCGCCAAANAGUUCAUUCGCAACCUGGCUCCCGCUGUGCUUGUCCGAGAGCUCAGAAUGCGAGGGNAAGCUACAGAGAGCCACGGUGGCGGUCUCUCGGCACAGAAGGCAAGAGAAUCGUCUCUAGUCAACGCCAUCCAUGGCAAGCGCCUACACCCGACGACCGACAAUAUCCCUGAACUCAGAAUCAGCUUCAAGCCCAUUGAACUGAUUGACAUCGAUCUCAGCAUUGAAGACCCAGAUGAAGAGAUACCCGAAGACGAAGAGGAUUCUGAUUCGGAGCCACUACCGACUGAGGAUGGCGAGUAUGCUGGAUCACCGAAGAAAAAGCGAGGCCCUUCCACAUAUGACCCGACUGUUCAUGACAAGGUCUGGCUCCUCGACACCUUUGUGCGCCUUGGUGCGCCUCUCAAAGUUCAAGAUUGGGUGGCCAGUGCAGCCACAAAAUCGAAGCCCGCCCCACGACCUCGUAAACCCACCGCGAACGAAACAACGGCCGGCCGUAAACCUACAGCUGCGAAGAAGACUGGGGGUAUGCAAAGAGGCGCCUUGGAUCAAUUUACGAAAAUCACCAAGCCUGGUGUGGAUCGUACAGCACAGUCCAAAUCUAAAUCUCCGGAAUGCGAUGAGCUGGACUUGUCGAGGAUUGAUGCUCUUGCAAAGAAGAGUAUAAGAGAACCUGUUGUGAAGGCGGCAUCCAAGAGCAGUUCAUUUAGAGUCCGAGCAGCAGUCACUGAACUCGAUCUGAGUGGUGACACAUCAAGCAGAACUCCUUCAAUACCCGAAAUGGAUCUCAGUCUCGAAGCAAACGUCCCUCAGAAACGAUCUUCGAAGCGUUCUUCUCCCGAACCAACAUCUCCACCCAGAAGAGCCAGGCCAAGGAUGGUUUCGCCAGCUCGAAAAUCAUCUGGACCUCCAGAAAUCGUUGACCUUCUUUCAUCAUCUCCUGUAAAGCCAGAUUCACCCAAAGCAGCGCCGAUGCGAACAUCCAGCAUUCAAGAUCAUUUCAAGCAGUUCAGCAAACCGAUUGUGGCUUCUCCUCGGUAUGAAAUCGAUAUCGUCGCUCCACUGCCCGAUACAGUAACUCGAAGGCGAAAACGAUCACCACUGAAGAGAUAUCAGACUGCACCGACUACAGGGGCGGACGAAUUGGGAUCGCCUUCUCUCCGACCUACUACUCCUCGAGGUCUGGACAUUGAGGCUAUUGAUUUAGCUUCGCCAGAGUCGCUACCAAGUCUUCCCAGGUUUGGCGCGGUUCAGAGGGUGUCUGACAAGACGCGUCAAGCAGUCGCGCUUUCUAAUAUGCCUCCGCCCAAGGCCAACCCAACCGGACGAGCAAGCGCAUCCUUGAAUAGGGCUACUCCAGCUCCGAUGGACGACGAAAUCGAAGUGCUGGAGCUACAAUCUUCUAUGCCCACCCCGCCUUAUGAACCGGAACCGGCAAAAGAAGUUGCAGCCAUCGAACGACCUGUCAUAUCGGUGUCUGCUUUGCUCCCGGUCAACAAGCGGUUGCGCAACAGGAAAAUUGAGGCUACAGUCACGAAGGUUACGGCAGUUGCAACAAGUUCUUCCUCCGUUUCUAUAUCGAGCACAACGAAAGCCGGACAUGAUCCCAGCUCUGGAACCAUGCAAUCAACUUCGGCCAACGACAAUCAGCAGCCACUCCAGACACCAACGAAAAGGAUCAAAAAGCGAUUCAUUCAGCCUCGAGACAGUCUACCUGGCAACUGGAAAGAAGUCGUUAUGGAGGUUGAUCUGACUGAACUAACUCCAAGAGACCGACGUAUGUACAGAAAGAGCGGUGUAGAGGAGUUGGAUUUGACAGGAGACUGA
Aureobasidium vineae is the source of this 2955-nucleotide messenger RNA. Lineage: Eukaryota; Fungi; Ascomycota; Dothideomycetes; Dothideales; Saccotheciaceae. The record is from the annotation of a GenBank genome assembly.